Messenger RNA from Mucor mucedo, 2303 nucleotides. Its product is annotated as P-loop containing nucleoside triphosphate hydrolase protein. The record is from RefSeq and is a predicted model, not a curated record. The coding region runs from base 51 to 2114 and encodes 687 amino acids. The transcript has 5 exons. NCBI's taxonomy places the organism in Eukaryota, Fungi, Mucoromycota, Mucoromycetes, Mucorales, Mucoraceae. Gene Ontology annotation, cellular component: nucleus. Gene Ontology annotation, molecular function: RNA helicase activity; ATP binding; RNA binding.
AUAAUCAGCUUUAAAUUCUCCUCUCUCUCUCUCUUUUUUUCUUUAAUAUUAUGAGUGAUGGUAAUAAUGAUUCACAUGGCUUAAAUCAGCGCAUGGCUGAUAUGAGCGUCAACAACAAUAACUCUGGUGGUUAUCAAAAGGCAGCUUAUAUUCCUCCUCAUCUCCGUGGAAGAGCUUUUGCUCAAGAAGGUGCACCUGUCAACACCGGUAACAACAACAAUGGUUGGGACAAACCUGCUCCUAGACCUGGAUGGAGAGAUAACUAUUCAGACUAUGGAGGUGCUGGUGGUGGUGGUGGAAGAGGUGGCGGAUGGAGUGGCCGUUCCUCUAACAACUCUAGCUAUGGAGGUAACCGUUCUCAAUUUGAUGAACGCGGUUCUUAUGGUGGUUAUCGUAGACGAGGUGGUGGAGGACCUCCUGGUGGCGGUGGUGGUAGAAGAGAUAAUAACGCUGGUUACUGGAAGGAAGGUGUUCAUCAUGUUGGUCCUCGUAACCCUCAUAUUGAAAAGGAAUUAUUCGGUACACCUGAAGAUAAAGAGACAACCCAUACAGGUAUCAACUUUGACAAGUAUGAUAAUAUUCCUGUCGAAGCCUCUGGUAGAGAUGUUCCUGCUGCUAUUGAAGAGUUUACUUCUCCUCCUAUUGAUACUCACUUAUUAAGUAACAUCGAAUUAGCAAGAUACACUACACCUACUCCCGUUCAAAAGUAUUCUAUUCCAAUCGUCAUGAACAACCGUGAUCUCAUGGCUUGUGCUCAAACAGGUUCUGGUAAGACGGGUGGUUUCCUUUUCCCAGUUUUACAUAGUUUGUUUGAACAGGGACCUGCACCUAGUCCUGAUGGUGAUAGACAAGAUGCAGCUGGUGUCUAUCGUCCCAACAAGGCCUAUCCUGAAGCCUUAAUUCUUGCUCCUACUCGUGAAUUGACUUCUCAAAUCUUUGAAGAAGCCAAGAAAUUCUCUUACAGAUCUUGGGUUCGUCCCUGUGUUGUCUACGGUGGUGCUGAUAUCGGUCAACAAUUACGUCAAAUUGAUCGUGGUUGUGAUAUUCUGGUUGCUACUCCCGGUCGUCUUGUUGAUCUUAUAGAACGUGCUCGUGUCUCUCUUAAAAAGGUUCGUUUCUUGAUUUUGGAUGAAGCUGAUCGUAUGUUGGAUAUGGGUUUCGAACCUCAAAUUCGUCGUAUUGUACAAGGUGAAGAUAUGCCCGGUGUUCAAGACCGUCAAACUCUCAUGUUCUCUGCUACUUUCCCUAAAAACAUUCAAAUGUUGGCCCGUGAUUUCUUGAAGGAAUAUGUCUAUCUUGCUGUAGGUCGUGUCGGUGCCACCUCAGAGAACAUUACACAAAAGAUCGAGUAUGUUGAAGAUGAAGAUAAACGUUCUGUCUUAUUAGAUAUCUUGACUUCUCAUCCUACCGAAGGUUUAACCUUGAUCUUUGUGGAAACCAAGCGUAUGGCUGAUGCAUUAAGUGAUUUCUUAAUGUCCAACAACUUCCCUGCUACCUCAAUUCAUGGUGAUCGUACUCAACGUGAGCGUGAAAAUGCCUUAGAAGCUUUCCGUACUGGUAGAGCCCCCAUCAUGGUAGCUACUGCUGUUGCUGCUCGUGGUUUAGAUAUUCCUAAUGUCACUCAUGUCAUCUCGUAUGAUUUGCCUACAGAUGUGGAUGAUUAUGUCCAUCGUAUUGGUCGUACGGGUCGUGCUGGUAAUGUGGGUGUUGCUACUGCCUUCUUCAAUAGAGGCAAUAAGAAUAUUGCACGUGAAUUGGUUGAACUUUUAAAGGAAGCCAAUCAAGAAGUUCCCUCAUGGCUUGAGAGCAUAGUACGUGAAUCAUCGGGCGGAAGAGGUGGUUCCAGAGGUGGUCGUGGAGGACGUGGAGGUUCCAGAGAUUACAGACAACGAAAUGAUUACGGAGGAGGAGCUCCAAGCAGAGGUGGCUAUGGCGGUGGAGGCUAUGGUGGCGGUGGAGGAGGAUACGGUGGUGGAGGAGGAGGUUAUGGCAAUAAUGCUGGCGGUGGUGGAGGAUACCAAGAUCGUAGUGGAGGAUCACAACCAUCAUACGCACCCUCUUAUGGAGGCGGAACUGGACAUCGUAAUGGCCAAAGCAAAACUAGUUGGUUCUAAAAUGAAAUCUACCGCACUUCAAAAAAAAAAAAAAUAGUAGAUUAUGACAUAUGUAUAAAAAAAAAAUAACCUCUACAUAUAUAUAUUUCAGACACAAGUAAUAAUUACAAAAAAAAGUUGUUUUUUUUUUCUUCUUCCUUUUUUAAUAAAAAUGCACAUAAUCUUGUUUUUUUUUUCAAUACAAUUAUU